AUGGACCUUCAAGCUCUUCGGCUCUACUUUCGCGGUCUGGCUUUACUUGCGGCCCUCCUUCUCUGGGGCAUCAGUGUCUGGAAUGGCACGGUGAAAGCACUCUUGCUAGCCGUGUAUCAUGGAUGGCUGACCGACGAUAUCCCACUACAGACCAAAUACACAGGGAUUCCUCUCGUUGACCUUCCAAUCGCUCUCCUCGUGGCCUUUUUCUUCUACGGCACCAACGGUCACACUUCAGGCUAUCAGUAUUUCUUGCUUGAUGCCUACUCGACACUGCAAUCAGCCUUCAUCUGGCUGUAUGUGGAAAGCUUUCGUGUGGACACCAAGCCACGUUGGAUUGCCCAGCCUGUCAUAUUCGGCUUUCUUUGGCAAGCAUUUGGGGCAGCCAUCUCGCUGCCACUGUACUAUGCUCUCCAUGUGGAAUGGCUCCUGCAAGCACGCGCGACGGGCGAGGUGAGAAUCCGUGGUGCCGUCGUCAUCCCCAUAGGCUUCCUCCUGGGGGCAGUCGUCCCGGUAGUGAUCGGAAUGCUACCGACCUGGACGGGUGCCGCGAGUCGGUCUGCCAUUGAACAUCAAUACAUCCUGGCCGUAUGGCAGCUUGACCCCAUGUGGGUCUCAUGGAUCCAAUUGGGUCUCGGUGCCGUAGUUAGUCGUCUCUGGCGGACCGGAGAGAUGACACAGCAACAGUCGUACUUGUGGGUGCGAGGCUCGUAUCUGCUGGCCGCCGCCUCUUCCACUGUUGGACAUGCCUAUGUCAUCCUCAAGGCGCUGUCCGAUGAAAAGAUGAGCCUGUGGCACAUGUACGUGCCAUCUGGCUUGUCAGGGCCAUCCGGAACGGACGGCAUUCUGGUCCGAGGACCCUGGCUGUUUUUGCAGUAUGAUCUUAUCAUUAUCGCACUAUCUAGUCUCUCGUGGGCCUUUGUCCUGAUCUGCCACGCGUUUGACAAGCACCGUUUUGUUUCCCGUGCGAAGGUGGGGCUGUUGCUCUUGGCGGGGGCCAUCACCAUCGGGCCGGGGGGCACAGUCUCGUUGGCGCUUUUUGUGAGGGAAGCUAGGCUGCACCAAUCCCGAGCUAAGAAAUAUUCGUAG
Messenger RNA from Penicillium vulpinum, 1089 nucleotides. RefSeq lists its product as uncharacterized. The record is from RefSeq and is a predicted model, not a curated record. Bases 1 to 1089 code for a protein of 362 amino acids. The transcript has 2 exons. NCBI's taxonomy places the organism in Eukaryota, Fungi, Ascomycota, Eurotiomycetes, Eurotiales, Aspergillaceae.